AUGAGCUCCGAUAACAACGAGGACCUCGUCAAUGUCUUUGGGGAUCUGAACCUGGACAUAGAGGCUCCCACCGAGCAUUCGGAUGCCGAACCGACUCCGGAAGCACAGGCUUUCCUCGGGCUACCACAACACGUCCGUCGUACGGCCUAUAAAGAAGUCUUUUCGACGGUAACCCAGCUGGCUGUCGAACCGUGGCAGCUACAUUCCAAUCCUAGUGACUUGGCUCUCUUCAAGGCCUUUGUCAAAAAGGAGACCGAAGGCAAAGGAACGUCUUCCCUCCUCAGAUCCGUAUGCCGUCAGCAUAUUUCCCCUCUUGAGAUCCUGAAUGAUCGGCAACUCUAUCAGGAAGCAGCAGACGUUAUUGCGACCGUCGAUUGCACAUUGUCCGUCCCGGCGGAUAUCGCAGUCGAAUUCUUUAUGAAAGUCCUGAAGGAUCCUUCUCUUUCUAGGCUCAUCACAAGCAUUCGGUUCGCGAACAUGUUGGAGGUCAUGGAGUAUGGCCAUAACAAAAAAUGGACCAAACAACAAAAAAAGGUCGUCCCUCGCCCCGGACUGCUGAUUCUUAGCUUUCCAAACCUCAAGCAAGUUUCCGUGGAGACAUGUGUUUCCGACAUUGGCCAAUAUCUUGAGAAGUUGCCAGAAGCAGCUAAAGACGCUGGCAAGCAGGAUAAUCAUAUGCUAGCGUGGAGCAUCGCCGAGCUCGCAGUCGCAAGCAAGCAGAAACUACUACAGGUGGCGGCCACUGGCGGGCGUAUACCAGUUCACGACAGGACUCAGCAUCUUUCGCAGGUCGUUAAGUUUGCCCGCGAUUUUUAUGGCAAACAAAUUACGGAGGAACCUGCUCCGUUCGGUAGAGAACAGCCAAAAGUGGUCUUCGAACUCUACCUUGUCCAAGACCCAGCCAGGGGUCGACCAUUUUGCGAUGGUGUUCGAGCUUACGUUCGAAUGGGACCAGACGACACCUUGAAUCUCGUGAGUGCGGAGCCACCAAUCCCUCGACACCUUGACACUCUGUGGCACGCCAUGGACUAUGGUCGAGUCAAUCAAAUCCCACGUACCUGGUCUGAUGUCGAUACUCCUUCUGUUGACCUGACUAGUCCGAUAGACUGGAACCCGUUCAGACCUGCUCGUCAAUAUCCUUGGGUAAACUUGCCAGAGGAGUACAAGACCGGCUUUGGGAGCUGGGCUAAAGCGAUUGAUGAAUUGGCAGGAAGACGUGUCGCGAGCAAUCUGAAUAUCUGGGAUGAUGCUCAGCGAGUGGGUGGCGCGGAUUAUGGCAACAUAGAUGCUUAG
Molecule: messenger RNA, 1293 nt
Organism: Lithohypha guttulata
Lineage: Eukaryota; Fungi; Ascomycota; Eurotiomycetes; Chaetothyriales; Trichomeriaceae
Exons: 2
Coding region: 1-1293 (430 amino acids)
Source: RefSeq, a predicted model, not a curated record